Molecule: messenger RNA, 1886 nt
Organism: Oppia nitens
Lineage: Eukaryota; Metazoa; Arthropoda; Arachnida; Sarcoptiformes; Oppiidae
Product: zinc finger protein 273-like
Exons: 2
Coding region: 1-1878 (625 amino acids)
Source: RefSeq, a predicted model, not a curated record
AUGUCAGUGAAUUCACAGAAAGACUUUUUGUUGAUUGAGUUAUUCAAAGACCGAAACAUCACUUUCUCGACCAUUGAUUCACUGCUGAAGUACGGCUUCGACACCAAUGAGACACUACUGACACUCGACUUUGAGUUAGAUUUGCCGCAAAUGGUAGACAUAUGUCUCAGUCAAAGAUCACAACUGAGACAAGUGCUGACUAAAUACAGAAAACUCUACUAUAAGUUUACGGCCGAUAAUCGGACCGAUGAUCUAACAUUACCGCCAAUUUUAAACAGCGAGUCGACAACAAAUGAGACGGACAGUGACCACCAUAUGAUUGGUGCCGUCGACGGCAAUAACGUUACGCACAAUAUAUUUGACACACAUUUAAAUGAUAUUUUUGUUGAAAGCGAUACAAUAGUCAAGAGUUUUAAGAGACAAUUGAGAGACUCAUGGGAUGGACGACACCAUAAUCGCCGACGAAAGAGAUCUGAUGCCAGCAGUGAUGAAGAGGACGAUGAUAUAGAGGACAGGGAUGAAGAGUUUGAGGAGUUUGACAUCAGAGUGGAUGCUAUCGUAGAUCAGUUGAGAGAAAGUCUAAUACGAGUAGAGAAACAAAAACAGGAAAAGGAUUUUAUAUUAAAUAAAAAAUAUUUAGAGAUUAAAGUCAAAGAUAUGGAGAUUCAGAGAUUGCAACAGGAAUUACAAGAAAUGGAAAAACAACUCAUUUAUGAAAAACUUAUGGUUGAAAAACUUAAACACAGACUUCAGAGAAACGGAAGUCAACUCUGCGCUAAUUAUACUGAGGACUCUGAGUUUGAGAGUUCCAGUGCUGACGACAAUACUCCCGGUGCUGACGAUAGUAAAAGUUUUAGUAAGAAAUUUGUUAAUCUUUGGCAAGAAGUCGAUACCAAUUCACUUAAAUAUAAGAAUAGCGACGAAUAUAAGACAUCAAUUUUUACAUCAUUUGUAUCUUCAGAGAGCCAACAGACCAACAGUAGGUCGCGUCAGACUUCUAGUGACGACAACCAAAAACAAUGCAAAAAAAAUAAAAAUACUAAUAUAGAUCUCAAUAAUCGUGAUAUUAAACGGGAACCCGAAUCCAGUGAUAUUGAAGAAAAGGUUAAAAUUAAUGGACAGAUAGAUGAACACAGUUUAACCGUCAAAAAAGAGAUUAUAAGUGACAAUUCAGAUGAGGAUGAGUCUAAUGAAGAAGAAGAAGAAGACGAUAGCGACGAUCCCAAUGAUAAGGAUUAUUGUCCUAAAGUUGAGUCUAUAGUUUGUGAACCAGACUUACAAUGCGUUAAUAAUCCUCAAAACAGUACUUCUCGUAAUCACAAACAUAUCAAACAUUCAAAAUUACGACAAAGUGUUCAUAAAAGCUGUAAAAACUCUCUACUCGUCUCAAAGGUUGUGCCAAAAGUCAUAUCUCAAACCAUUUCAAAUACUGGUACUACUGGUACGGGAGCCGCACUAAUACUCAAUGAGCGACGACCGACAUCCGAAACCUUAUCGAAGUCCAAACCUUAUCGGUGUCAUUAUGCCAACUGUGGCUACGGUUUUGUUUCAUCGGAAGGACUUAAAAGGCACAUCCGUUCAAUACAUACAAAAGAAAAGCCAUUUAAGUGCGAGUUUGACGACUGCCAGAAACGGUUCGGUAGAUCUGAUGCACUCAAAGAGCAUAUGAAAAGGCAUUUGGGUCUUAAGUCUUUCAAAUGUCAAUAUCCCGACUGUGAGUUUGAAUCGGUUUCAUCCAAUUCACUCAAAAGACACAUAAUGUCCAUUCACUUGAAGGAAAAACACUUCAGGUGUCCGCACGAAAAUUGUGGCAAAACUUUUGGCAGAAAAGAUAGUCUUAAGAAACAUAUGGAAAAACAACACGUUUUUUAUGAUUAAGAAGUUAU